Messenger RNA from Verruconis gallopava, 2048 nucleotides. RefSeq lists its product as uncharacterized. The transcript is spliced from 3 exons. NCBI's taxonomy places the organism in Eukaryota, Fungi, Ascomycota, Dothideomycetes, Venturiales, Sympoventuriaceae. Gene Ontology annotation, cellular component: plasma membrane. Gene Ontology annotation, biological process: cell division. Bases 208 to 1815 code for a protein of 535 amino acids. The record is from RefSeq and is a predicted model, not a curated record.
GUCGAAGGCCAAGACGGCCGAUGUUUAGGGGAGAUCCAGGCGGCGGUUAGAUAUAAAACUCGCCAUGCUUGGCUGACUCUCUGACGCUUUGAGAUCCGCUUUCUACCCUGUCGUGCUCUCGUUGCGUUCACCUAUACUCUCCCGCAGGCUGAACCUUCCACCGCGCUGAGCAGAACGAACCACAGACGAGUAGUUGGUGCGUCGACAAUGUCUGGACGUCACGAUCCUCGUCUCCUUUACAGCAUCUCCGGCAUUCAUGCCUAUUUCCUGCAAAAUGGCGAAGAGCAGCCCCUCACUCCCUCCGGCCCUCAAACACUGUCCCUCCUCAUGGUGCCAACCAACUCGCCUUUCGCCGACCUGAGCUCCACGCAGGGCACCGAUACUGCUGCUCCUGAAGAAGACUUCUACUUGCACCUGAAUCUACCUCCCGAGCUCGAUCUGCCCCUUCCAGCGACGACUCAGAUUUAUCACCAGCCGCCGCGCUCGUACCUCAUUCCGAGAUGGGACUUGGGACCCGAUAGUGGCGCAUUUACGAGAAUUGAAUUCCCGCCCAUCGGAACGGGACCCGGUCGUUGUACCCAGGAGGAUGUAGACACAUUCGAGACGAUACUUGCGCAGUGUACCGCCUUCUUGGAGAGGGCACAGCCGCCGUCUGCCGAGGGUGCAUAUCCUUCGGAAAAGAGCGGUUAUGAUACCCCGACAAAGAGUUACAACCCCGCAGACUACAAGCCAGGAGAAGGAUAUGCUCACGGCACUGGAUCGUCAUCCCAUGGCCACAUUGUGCUUAUCGACGAGGAGAAUGGCAGUGUUAUGGGCGAGAUGAGUCAAGAGCCGCAAUACAUCGACGACUCAAAAGUCCAACCUGGCAAGAAAGACCCAGUUGAGAUUCAGAUUUCGCCUGACGGCAAGAAGAUUGUCGUCGCCCCCAUCUCAGAGGAAUAUCUGCGCUUGGCAAACCACCCCGCCUAUAAGAACUCGUCCAUUGUGCAAAACGCCGCCGCCGCAUCCCGCCUCAUAGUCACAGGCUCCUCGUACCUAUCCAAUCUCAUGACCUCCGGCGCGGAAGGCUUCACUGCACGCACAAAGCCCGCCACUAAACCGAUAACCUUCACCGAGACCACUCACGCGCGCGUGCGCAAGAUCAGCUCGGCUACGACAAGCAUCGCCGGGCUCAGCGCAAAGACCGUAGGCAAGGUCACAGAUUACGCGCAGAAUAUGAGCGCGAAAAUGGUCGGAAAAGAUUCUGAGCGAAGGAAGAAUGGCAAGGAGCCCAAGCCAGGCGUGCUGAACAAGAGCAUGAUUGCGUUCUCCACGGUCAUGGAUGGCAUAGCGACGAGUGGCAAGCACCUGCUUACAAGUGGUGGUGCCGCGGCGAGCACCGUUGUUGGACACAAAUGGGGCCCUGAAGCUGGGCAAUUGGCGGCUGAGUUGGCCGGCGGCAUAAAGAACGUUGGAUUGGUAUAUAUCGACGUUACAGGUGUGUCCCGUCGCGCGAUCAUCAAGUCGGUGGCCAAGGGCAUGAUUGUCGGAAAGGUCAAGACCAAAGGAGGCCAGACGGCAGAUAUCGUUGUUGGUGGCGGUGACGGCGGAGAGAUUCCAGUCAACGACAUGCACAAAGGGGACGCAAAGGGAGUCGUCGGCAACAACGGCAAUUUUGGACCGGACAGUGGUGCACCCUCUGUCGUUGGGUUCGGUAACGCAGCACCACCGUCUUAUACGGCCGGCAGCACCAGCUCGAUUGGUGAGAACAUCGCAGGAAGCCGAGUGAAAGGUGGGUAUCCACCUGAGAAGACUGCGGCACCACAGUGGCGGUGAGCUCGCAAAACCCGACAGGAUACAGGGCAUAGUAAACAAGGGCGGAAGGUUGCACAAGGGAACAUGAAAAAGCAAAUGGAUUGUUAAAUUUUCGAUCUUCACACAAACCCUCUGAGCCUCCUGAAUUAUGAUAUACCCGAGCUGUGAUCCUUACUCUUUUUCAUAUUGUCUUCUACGAGAUUGUUAAUGUUAACCAUAGUGUUAAGCCAAUCGAAUAUUGCGUUCAUCUUUGA